AUGUCACACCCCUGGUGUCCCCGGUGUCCCGUUCUCAGUGUCCCCAAUGUCACACCCCUGGUGUCCCCGUCUGGGGACAGUUUGGCCCCGGGUGACCCGGGGUGGCUCCGCUGUGCCCAGAAGCGCCGCGUGGCCGAGCUGCUGGCGAGCGCCAUCCCCGAGGACGAGGCGCUGCUGCUGCGCGACGGCAGGCUGGCGUGCUCGCUGUGUCCCCAGCGGCCCGUGUGUGACACUCUGCAGACGCUGCUGCUGCACAGGGCGGGCAGGAAGCACCUGGACACCCUGCAGCGUUCCUACGGGCGGCCCCGCUGUCCCCAGGUGACCCCGCAGGUGACCCCGCAGGGGGUGUCCCCAGCUGUGCAGGCGCCCCUGCUGGCCCGAACGCGCCGCCUGGCGCGCAGCGCGCUGCUGCCAUCGGCCCCGUACAGCUCCUGCUGCAGGAAACCCGCGACAAAGAGCUCCAGGAUCCCUGGGAUGAUCCCAAAAAAUUCCCAAACGCCGCCGGAGCCGCCCCGGAAUUCCGGGAAUCCCGAAAUCGCCGCACACAGAGAGGGGGUUCCCAAGGAAAGGAGAGCGGGAAGGAAAGGGAGUUCCCGGAAUUCUGAGGGAUCCAAAGGGAAUUCCCGGAAUUCCGAAGGGCCGAGCGCGGAGCGGCUGCGAAUCCUUCGGCACCACCUGCACCUGCGCAGCCAGGGCUGGCUCCAGGACGCUGCUGGGAAUUGGCUCAAGGACGAAAACGCCGAGUUCGACUCCGACGAGGAGGAGCCGCCCCCUCUGCCACCCCCCUGACGUCCCCAAAUGUCCCCAAGUGUCCCCAAGUGUCCC
This is a messenger RNA of Ficedula albicollis (Collared flycatcher), 825 nucleotides long. RefSeq names its product sodium channel modifier 1 (gene SCNM1). The transcript has 9 exons. The record is from RefSeq and is a predicted model, not a curated record. Bases 1 to 789 code for a protein of 262 amino acids. Lineage: Eukaryota; Metazoa; Chordata; Aves; Passeriformes; Muscicapidae. Gene Ontology annotation, biological process: RNA splicing. Gene Ontology annotation, cellular component: nucleus.